Colletotrichum fioriniae is the source of this 1485-nucleotide messenger RNA. RefSeq lists its product as uncharacterized. Lineage: Eukaryota; Fungi; Ascomycota; Sordariomycetes; Glomerellales; Glomerellaceae. The record is from RefSeq and is a predicted model, not a curated record.
AUGGCAUCUACAUCACAGGAAAGCGGCAAUGCCAAGCCUACGCUAGACAAAGCAAUCAUUACUGCGAAGCGGAAAAGAGCGAGCAAGCCCAAAGUGCGGACCGGCUGUCUGACUUGCCAAAACCCUCGAUUGCUGCGUCCCCUCGUUGCCGACAUUGACGGUACACACACCGAGCGCGUCUACUUCCACCGCUUCCGCCGCAUGGCAGAAGCCGGCCUCUCCAACCAUGUCACGAACCUCACCAGUUCCUGGAGCCGCAUCGCGACCCAGCUAAGCCAUUCGGACGAGGCCGUGAAGCAUGCUAUUGUCGCCCUUGGCUCUGCCCAUCACAUCUACCAGACAGCCCCUCCUCGCGGCGGAGAGACGCCUCCACGCGAGCUCGAAAUCUUUACCAUCCAGCAGUACGGCACGGCCAUGUCCAAGCUCUCCAGCUAUGCCCACGUUCCAAUGAAGGACAGGAUCACCGUCACUCUCCUCUGCUGCGUGUCCUUCGUCUGCAUCGAGUCCUUGCGGAAUAACUGGCGACCAGCGCUGACGCAUCUUUCGAAUGGCCUGCGCAUCAUUGAGAGUCUACCCAUGAGCAAGCUCAACGAGCUGCGCGAUGCCGUGCCCGCUCAUGCUAGCGCAGAUCCUUCGGAAGACGUCUUGGCAAUGAACUACAUCCUGAGACUCUUCGCCACCUGGGAGAUCUCCUGCGCACUUUUUGCCGAGAACUUUAAGCCCGUCAUCGCUAUCAAGCUGUACGAAGGGCGAGAGCUCGACGGCACACUGCUGGACGAAUUCGAGACCAUUGCGGAUGCGCACCGAGCCAUCGUACAAUACACGCGGGACGUGUUCGCCCUGGUCUGGCUCACAAAGGAGCAACAAGGUGACGACGAGUUUUGGGCUCGCCCCGUACCGCACCGCCAGCACGAGAUCCUUAUGGAACGGGGCGACCACCUGACGGGUCUCUUCCAACGCUUCAUGGAGACGCCCCAAGCCCCUGCGAGCGGUACCGAGGAGCACCACUCCAUCUGCCUCGACAUGCUCCACUAUAAGUGCGCGCGUCUGAUAUGUCAGACGCUGCAUCAGAAGCCGCACCAGAGGCAGCAGUCGCCCGACGUCGUCGCCCAGUACGCGGAGCUCGUAUUGUUGGCUGCCCUGUUACAUCAAGGGCUGGUUUCCAAGCAGCGGGAAACGGGAGCAAUGCCUCGGUCGUUUACUCUCGAUAUUGGUAUCAUACCGCCCCUCUACUUUAUACUCGUUACCUGUCAAGAUCCCGUUAUCCAGGGGAAAGCCCUGGGGGUGCUGCGAAACUACCCGCAGCGAGAAAAUCUCUGGGACGGCAACUUUGUGCGCAACUUGUUGGUUACUGUCGAGAAUGUCAGUUACGGACCGGUUCAUCCCCUCAAGGAUGUCCCACAUUCACUUGCGUUUGGGAAAGGUAUACCGGCUCUCUAUGAGAAGCUACAGGAGCUGCGCAUCAAUGUUGAGGGGGAUGAUUGA